Temnothorax curvispinosus is the source of this 1308-nucleotide messenger RNA. Its product is annotated as BTB and MATH domain-containing protein 43-like. Bases 84 to 818 code for a protein of 244 amino acids. Lineage: Eukaryota; Metazoa; Arthropoda; Insecta; Hymenoptera; Formicidae. Gene Ontology annotation, molecular function: protein binding. The record is from RefSeq and is a predicted model, not a curated record. The transcript has a single exon.
UUUGUGGUUCAUGUACCACUACUAUAACGUAUGCGCCGAGAAAAUAUUUGUCAUCAAACUUUAUCUCAGGUCAUAUAUCCGAUAUGACAUUGUUAAUUGAGUUCUCGCCAGAGGAAUUUUUGUUUGAUCGAACAGGUGCGCUUAUAGUACACUGCGAGUUUGAAAUUUUUCAUAAUCUAAUAGAUAAAACUAUACGUAUGAAACUAUACGAUUUAGAAGAUUCGAUCGUUGAUAAGUUUCGGUGCAAAGAUGAGGAAUCAAUCGAAUUUAUAGUAGGAAAAAACCAAUAUAUUAUAUCAAGAAAAUUGUUGCACGCCACCGACAGUAGUUAUUUUAAGUAUAUUUGCCUUACACAUAAGGAAAAGGUAAAAAAUAUGACAGAUGAAUUAGUAACGGAUAAUGAGAUACAAUCUUUUGAACAGAUUUUAAUGUAUUUUACAACUGGCUCAAUAGAACAACGUUAUUACAUGCUUAAAGAUUUAUUAACAGCGGCUGAUAAGUAUGAUGUACCAAGAUUAAAAUUAAUUUGUGAACAUUAUUUAUUACGCCAUAUUACGUUUGAAAAUGCUGUGGAACUUAUACAGCUUGCGUUCUCGUCUAAUGCAAAAUUUUUAGAAACAAAUUUGGCAACUUUUAUUAAGCUUCACAUAGAAGAAAUUAGGGACACUAUAGCAUUUAAAAGUCUAUCGCGAGAAGAUUCAAAUAAGAUAAUGGAAUUGAUUGAGAAAAGUAAACCACUUGAAAUCAGCAUUCGUAAAUUUUCGUCACCAUUUAUGACAGAUAAGAAAUUCACAUUGGCUAAUAUUGGAUUCACGUAAUAUUGCAGUCUUAAAUAUAAAUUUGUGGAACAUGAUAAAAAUAUUUUUCUUAUUUAAUUAGUAAACAUGUUUCCGACUUUUCUACAUUAUAAUUUUUAAUUUUUAUAUACACAUGUAAGAAUUAAUAUGCGAAUAGAUAUUAAUAGCAUUAUUAGUACAAAUUAAGAAUAAUUCGUUUUUGAGUUCAGACGUAUGAAUGAAGCUAUUAUACUGAAUAAAGUUUAGUUAGAAUUACACAUGUAGUUUAAUUUUUUCAUGUCUACAGGUUGAUCUAGAACAAAAGAAAAUGGAAAAUAAGAAUCCUUACAAACCUGUAUGUAUAUGUAUAUUAUCUAUAAAUGUUUUACUUAAUUUUAUCAGUACUACAUCUUAUUAAAAAUUUCAAAUUGUUCUGUAGAUGAUCUUGUACACUAUAUAUAGUUCUUUGAGAAUUUAUUUUAAUAACUCAUAAUCUCGAAAUGUUAAUUCUUUUUAAAAAUAGAAAUAAAAC